AUCUCUACUUAUUUUUAUUUGUUUCUACUGUUCAAUUUUGAAUAUUACUCUGAAUAUUCAAAAAAUUUACCCCCUUUUUCUCCAAAAUAUUUUAAAUAGAAGUCGUUUUUUGAACUUUUUCUGUUGUUGUUUGUUGAAAUGAUGGAUCUCAUGUGUUUUUAAUGUUGCCUUUUUCUGUGCAGUUAUUUUCUUCUCUAAUUUAUCAGAUAGUGGGUUUUUAGUUUGACAAUUAAUCCCAACUCUAUUCGUCUUUUUCUGCCUUUAAUUUCAUUUUUGGGCUUUUUUUUUCUUCUCUUUCUCUCUCUCUCUCUCUCACUUUUCAGCAUUUUUCUUAUCUCCAGUUUUUCCAAUUUUUGAAUCUACCUAAUUAGGGUUCUGACUCAGGAUCCUGGAAAACUAAGUUAAAGAUCUAUUGUAGGAGGGAACUACAGGAAGAAUUUUAUUGUGCUAAACUUUACCCAAUGUGUUGGGUUUUCUGGGUUUGAGCAAAUGGGUGGCUGCAUUUCAACUAGUAGUCAGAGCACUUGUAGUAGUGCGGGAAAUGGAGAAGCAGUGUCAUCGUCAUCUUGCUUGGGCAUGGGGUUGUGUGGUCGGAAGAGGAGUAAGAGAACUUUUUCCGACCAUGUUGCCACACUGCAGCAUUUAUCGUCUAUACCUAAUCGCAUUUUUAUGAAUGGGAAGAGUCGUAGUUCGUGUACAUUCACUCAGCAGGGUCGCAAGGGGAUAAACCAGGAUGCCAUGAUAGUGUGGGAAGAUUUCAUGGAAGAUGAGGUGACAUUUUGUGGUGUAUUUGAUGGGCAUGGGCCUCAUGGUCAUCUUGUUGCUCGCAGAGUGAGGGACGCUUUGCCAUUAAAGCUAUUAUCUUUUUUGAACUCUUGUCAAACAAAGGAAGUUGGGGCAAGUGGUGCUUGUGGUAACGGAGAUCUUAAAUCUGAGGGUAUAGAAGAUGAGAAAGAUGAUUCUGUUGAAGAUAAAAUUAGCUCAUUGUGGAGGGAGGUUUUUCUGAAAUCAUUUAAGGCUAUGGAUAAAGAGUUGAGAUCACAUCCCAAUGUGGAUUGCUUUUGCAGUGGCAGCACGGCUGUUACAAUUGUAAAACAAGGUUCUAAUUUGUUCAUGGGGAAUAUUGGAGAUUCUCGGGCAAUCAUGGGGUCUAAGGACAUCAAUGAUGCUUUGAUAGCAAUCCAAUUAACUGUUGAUUUGAAGCCAGAUUUACCCAGGGAAGCUGAAAGGAUUAAACGUUGCAAGGGGAGGGUGUUUGCGUUGCAAGAUGAACCUGAAGUUCCUAGAGUUUGGUUGCCAUUUGAUGAUGCCCCUGGGUUAGCAAUGGCUCGAGCAUUUGGUGACUUCUGUCUAAAGGAAUAUGGGGUUAUCUCUGUACCAGAAUUCACCCACCUAACUUUGACAGAUAAAGAUCAGUUCAUCGUUAUGGCCUCCGACGGGGUUUGGGAUGUGUUAAGUAAUGAGGAAGUGGUAGAUAUAGUAUCCACAGCUCCAUCCCGAGCAUCAGCUGCACGUGUACUGGUUGAAUCAGCUGCCCGUGAAUGGAAGCUGAAAUAUCCAACCUCGAAGAUGGAUGACUGUGCUGUUGUUUGUUUGUUCUUGGAUGGUAAAAUGGAUACGGAGUCAGAUUAUGACGAACAAGGUUUCUCCUCAGUGACAAUCCAAAGCAACCAUUCUGGUGCAGCGAUGGAAUCUGAUGAUGGUCAGAUUUCAGAGCCAUCUUUCCAGAGAAACAUGACGGUUAGAUCAUCAGAAGAAAAUGAUUCCUUGCGAAGAUUGCCAGUGGAAGCAAUACCAACUGUUGGAUCUGUCCUAACUGAAGACCAGAAUUGGUCGGGUUUGGAAGGUGUGACUCGCGUCAAUUCACUUGUUCAGCUUCCUAGGUUUUCAGAAGAAAGGCCAAAUUCAUGAUAACAUUCUUUAUGAUUUAAAUUAUUGGAUAGAGCCUGGUUUCUCUAUGAUUCUUUGCUCAAAAGGGUCCUAAACUUGAGUACUUUCCUUGAGAAAGUUACUUGUUGUAGAAGGUUUGUGCCGGAUCUUGUUGUUUUGUACACCAAUGAAAAUGUAAAGGAUAUGAGUAGUUAUAUGGGGUAACGUUGAUGCUUCUUAUUCCUCUGAAAAUUGUAUUACUCCUUUUGUAACAAUGUACUCUGUAAUAUUUAGUGUCAGCUAGUCGGCUAUCCUGUUGGGUCUUGUUUUCAGGAGAAGGCUCGUGUAUAGGGUGACAUUGUCAUAUUCACAACCUUUUAUUUAUUUGCGAAUUUUGCUUUCAUUA
This is a messenger RNA of Spinacia oleracea (spinach), 2275 nucleotides long. Its product is annotated as probable protein phosphatase 2C 52. Gene Ontology annotation, biological process: protein dephosphorylation. The coding region runs from base 490 to 1911 and encodes 473 amino acids. Gene Ontology annotation, molecular function: protein serine/threonine phosphatase activity. The transcript has 6 exons. The record is from RefSeq and is a predicted model, not a curated record. NCBI's taxonomy places the organism in Eukaryota, Viridiplantae, Streptophyta, Magnoliopsida, Caryophyllales, Amaranthaceae.